Rubroshorea leprosula is the source of this 1107-nucleotide messenger RNA. The record is from the annotation of a GenBank genome assembly. NCBI's taxonomy places the organism in Eukaryota, Viridiplantae, Streptophyta, Magnoliopsida, Malvales, Dipterocarpaceae.
AACAAGGAGGCUGAAGGGUUUUUCACACAGUUCACGUUUCUGAUUCACAAUCUUCGUCUUUGAUAUAAAAAUCGAAACUUUACUCUGCAAAUACUCGAAAAUUCAGCAAUGCCGUCUGAGGAUACAAAGCCCGUGAAGCAGGAAGUGAAAGAGGAGGGACCGGGGAAGAAGAGCUUGAGUGCGAUUCCUGAAAACCGGAAGAAGAAACCCGCAAGUAACAAGAGCAAUGUUGCUACUUCGACGGCGAAAUCGAGCUCCAAGGAAGCUAAAGUGAAGAAAGAAGAGCCCCAAGAUGAUGAUUCUGACGAUUUUGAUGGACCCAUUAAGGGUUCUUCCGCUUCGCGCUCCAUGGUUGCCAAGAUGAAGAAGGAGGAGAGUGAUUAUGACGAUGACGGCGAUGAUACAGUCAAGCCCAAAAGGGGCUCCGCCACCAAACCCAAUAAGGAGGUGAAGAAGAGGAAGAAGAAGGAGGAAGAGAAGAAAAUGGCAGCGGAGAAGGAUGGGAAGAAGGAGAAGAAGCAGAGGAAGGUUUAUGAUUUGCCUGGUCAGAAGAGAGAUGCUCCAGAAGAGAGAGAUCCGCUGAGGCUUUUUUAUGAAUCCCUGUUUAAGUAUAACCCCAAGAGCGAAAUGGCACAAAUCUGGAUGAUGGAGUCUGGUCUGCUUGCCAUUGAAGAAGCAAAGAAAGUCUUAGAGAAGAAACAGAAGAAGACUCAGGCUCAAAAGUUGACUUCACCAAAGAAAUCUGUUUCUGCUGUAAAGAGUGUAACCAAGUCUGCAACUGUUAAGAAAACAGUUCCAUCCUCCCCAGUUUCUUCAAGUCAAAAGAAAACAACAGUCACCCGAGUUGCCUCAAAGCAGUCUAAGAAACGUGAAGCUGAAGAAGGAAGCUCUGAGGAUUCGGAUGGUGAAUUUUUGGUUAGUAGAAUGAAGAAGAAACAGAAAACAAAGUGAUUGCUUUCCCCUGUGACUAGUUACUCAUCCUCACCUGAUUACAGCCAUUGAUUUUCUCACUGAUUAGCUGAUCCAAUGCUGAAUAUUCAACUCUCAUUAUUCGGUUGUUAAAUGAUUGUCCUGACUUGAAAACAUUAAUUAAUGGAGGGUUUUUUU